This is a messenger RNA of Labrus mixtus (cuckoo wrasse), 4878 nucleotides long. Its product is annotated as solute carrier family 46 member 2. Gene Ontology annotation, biological process: transmembrane transport. The transcript has 7 exons. NCBI's taxonomy places the organism in Eukaryota, Metazoa, Chordata, Actinopteri, Labriformes, Labridae. The record is from RefSeq and is a predicted model, not a curated record. Bases 171 to 1505 code for a protein of 444 amino acids. Gene Ontology annotation, molecular function: transmembrane transporter activity. Gene Ontology annotation, cellular component: membrane.
ACACACACGCACACACACAUGAAUCUGACGCAGAAGAGGAAGAGGCAUCAAAUGAGUCCUACAGUAAAUCUUAAUAACUUCCACAGCUGCGUUCUGCUCACUAUACGUUUCAAUUCAGCUGCAGUCCAUUAGAGAGAAGUUUUUCGUUCGUGGUUACCUGAGAAGUUAUCAUGCCUUUGACAAACUUGUGUGAAACAGCCUUCACGGUGCUCCGGCAGAUAGAGCCGGUUCUGGUGCUGGAGCAGCUGGGCAGCACUCUGUUCGACACAGCUCUGCAGAUGGUGGUCAAGGACCGGAGUGAGAACGCCACCUACCCCGAUGCCCAUCUCUCCAGGGAGGAGAGCCAACAGAAAGCCAUGUCGGAUUAUUACAUGAUCUACAACCUCAUCAACAAACUGACUCCGAUUUUCCCCGCGAUGCUCCUCGCAAGGACCGGCGACCGCGGCUGGAGGAGGGUCCCCAUCGUGGUCCCCCUGAGCGGGUACCUGAUGUCCAGGCUGGCGCUGCUGCUGGUGGUCAUCUUCCGGCUCCCGCUGGAGGUGAUGUUCGGAGCGGCGGUGCUCUUCGGGCUGUCCGGUGGCUUCUGCGCGUACUGGCCCGGUGUCAUGACGCUGGCGUCGCUUGGUUCCACAGCGGCUGACCGCUCCAAGGUGAUGAUGAGGGUGGAGCUGCUGUAUGGGGCAGCAGGUCUGGUGGCGAGCCUGGUGUCAGGUCAUCUGUUUCUGCUGUACAGCUCAAGUUUGGGAAAUGGAACAGCCCUUCUCUCUGUGAGCACACUGCUGCACCUCCUCUGCCUUCUGCACUCCAUAUUCCUGUUACAGGUGAAACUAGAGCCCAAAAAUGAGCCGGAGGAGAACUGCCAGCUCGUGCCUCCAGACUCCAUUAAUGGACCGGUGGCUCCAUUUGUGAUUAACAAGGUGAACGUGGCUCUGUUGUUUGCUGCUGCAGUCCUGUACCUCUCUGCAGUGGGUGGAGCCAUAGAGAUACUGGGAAUCUUUGUGCUGAAGGAGCCACUUAACUGGACUGCAACUCAGGUGGGUUAUGGAAACGCAGCAGGCUGCAUGAUUUUCAUCACCAGUUACCUGGGUGUCAUGGUGUUCCGUCGCUGCGUCAGUGACGUUAUGCUCAUCCUGAUCGGCAUGAUAUCGUUCGCCUCUGGAAUUUACUUCAUGUCCUUUGUCACGUCAACCUACACAUUCUACCUUGCUCGCUCUCUCAACCUGUUUGCUCUCAUCCCGCUGCCAACUAUCCGAUCUCUGCUGUCACUGCAGGUUCCGGCAUCCUCGUGUGGCACCACUCUUACCUUUCUGCAGCUGGCUCUGAAGUUUCCUGGUCUGGCAUACCUCCCUGCCUUCACAAAGAUCUAUCAGGGAACCCUGAACUGGUUCCCCGGCUUUGUCUUUACACUGGCAAGCAUCUUAACAGUCCUGGCAAUGAUACCCAUCAGUAUCUUUGGCUGUAGAUUACCUCUGAGGCGACAGUGUGACAGGAUACAGGAAGCGUGAUGUAUUGACAUCAGCAGCGACUGUCAGCUUGUGUUGGUACGAGGCAGACCGGGACUGAGACUUGAAUUGGGCAAAAGAAGGAUUGUGCCUAUAAAUUAAUUUCCUAUCAGGUUCAAACUGAAGACAGUUGAGGAAAGUCAAAGUUUGAAUCCUACAAGAAUGUUGCUGUUACAGGAGAAACUGUAUAUGUUUGUUAUGACUAACAGACAUAACAUGAUAGGUUUAAAUGGGAUCUAUGCAGAUUGACCAGACGUUUUGAAUUGUCAAACUUUGAGAGCAACCAUUGACAUUUGUAUAAAAUGUGUCCUCAUCAACACACUGAAGGUGUUUUUAAAUGGAGAUUUUGUUAUAGACACAUAAAGGCCAUAAGCACCACUUAAAGACACACGAUCCACGAAUACAUUGAACGUAGUAGAUCAGCUCAGAAUGGAUCACAUUCAACUUUCAGACAUUAUCAGACAGAUUUGAUCCAAAGUGACUGGAACCUUGUCGGGUGGUGACAGAUUUCAGUCAUUAUGUCUUGCAUAUCAGGACCGGAACGAUACAUUGAAAGUUUCUGGUGAAUGCAUUAAUAAGAAUUUUUAAUUUUUCACAAUAUUUGUGGGGGGAUAAGGAUUCACAAAUCAGUCAUCUUGAAAGGAACGACACAAACAUUCUGUUGAAUUUACAACUUCAAUUUUGGGAUCAUUUUGUAGGUUGUCAUAUAAAAACUGAUGCCGUUAAAAAUAUAAAUUAUUUCUAAAUACAUUCAAUUAUUAUAGAUGCACUUUAUUGCUUAUUAUACUUCAAGAAGAGUUAGAUGUUUACUGGAUGGUGUUGAAAGGUUUUUCUAUCAUUAUUUUUUCUGUUGGGACUUUUUUUUUUAACUUCCUUUCUUUGUGAUUUUUUUUUUUAUGUCCUUAUGUGCUUUCUUACUUCUGCAUUCGACACCACAGUGGCUAAAGAGUACAGAGUUCAUUUCCCUGUGUUUGUAUUUUGUGAUGUAAUAGCUUAAUGAUGAAGUCAUUUUAAUUAAUUUUCUAUUGAUGUAGGAAAGAAAAGGCAAUAUGUCAUUAUGGGUCUGAAUACUUCAUGAAUGCAUUUUAAUUCACUCGGUCAGUCUGACUUUUUUAUGGUGUGUUUUGUAAGUUGAUGUUACAUUUGUUGUAAAGCACUUUCAACUGCAUUCAUCUUUUUUAAAUUUUCAUAUACUGUACAACAAAUGAAGACUUGUUUUUUAUGAUGUUUUUCAGUUGACACAAAAUGUCACUUUUUUUUACAAUAACUGUUCAGUAGUGAUUAUUACUUAUAUAGUUAGUGUUUAUAUAUCAUUACAAUUUUAUUUGUUGAACUUUUGACUGUUUGCCAUCAAGCUUUAAGUUGUAUAAAAGCUUUGUUUAGUUUCUGAUAAGAAUACGUGUUCGUUCUAAUAACAUUUGGUUUAUUUAAAGUUAGCAUGAUUUUGAAAGUAGCAUUCCCUCUGUGCUCCCUCAAAAGCCACGCCCCUCACUUACAUGCACAAGCGCCAUUGGUCCAGAAACAGACCUCAGCUCAUGCUUUGAGUGUGGGCUCGUGCAUGUAAGGGGUAGAGAACGAGCAGGGAGAAGGGGAGGCGUGAUUGAUUCAUCAGAUUGGUACCUCGUGGUAGACACUGGUCGAAGUUUUUACAUGCUUACAACUGCUACAGAUUGCUGAUUUUCUUCAUUCCUUUUUUAGAGCACAAGAAUGAUCAAUUUCUGUCAGGACCCAAAGAAAAUUUCAACCAAAAUCUUAAAAAGUGUAUCUGGAGAAAAUAACCAACCCUGCAUUCAAGACAAACUGGAAUAUGUUUGGUGGAAUUUUCUUAAAUGCUGCACAUUAAAAGAUUUAAAGUUUACAUUUUUGAAUUCUUUAUAUCAAGCUCUCAUUUUUUCAUUUUCAGAAACAUCUCACAAUCACUUCCUGGUAGACAAUGUUAAUAUACAUAAUUUAAGCAAAUAAAUACUUUAAGCUAUAGAUACAAUCUGAAAAUUGUACAUAAGAAACUAAUGAGACUUGAGCAGACACGUGUGAAAUGCAUUCGUUCUUUUAUUAUUGGUCCAAUAUAUCCAAAAAGUCUUUUGAGGUAAAGAUAAAUUGCAUCAAAACAACAUCAAUAUACAAGCUUAUUUAUAAUUACAACAAGAUGUUAUUAACAUCCAAAUGUACAAUAAAAACUCUGAACGUAAACAGUACACACUGGGAGGGAACCGAAACGCCUGAAGCUGGAUUCACACGUUCAUUAGAUGGCUGACCUUUAACCUUUUAUACAGGGUUUGAUUGAUAAAAGUUUUUCCUGUUCUGUAAAUCAGAGUUUCUCUUCAUGUGUGAAUCUGUGUGAAGACAACAGUAGGAAAAAAACAACAUGGACAUUUGGCUUUGAAACAUUUGAUUUGAAACAUUUAAUAAAAAACAAACAUUAUGCCAUGCUCUCCCAUCGUAUCAGCCACUGUCUCUGUUUGCAGAUGAUGCCUUUCUUUACCUUACAGAAACAACUUUCCAAACUGGGACAGAGAUUGUGUCCCGACCAACCUAACAUCACAGUUUUUUUAGUCGAUAUUGGCCCUUAAAGAAAGACAUUUAGAUUUUAUUAUUAGCAUUACAUUACAUUUCUUUCAGGGAUUUUAGUGCAAAAAUAAAUCAGCAGGCACACAGCAUCGAACGGGUUUGACAAUAGCUGUGAGUAUAAAUUAUCUGGAGAACUAUUGCUGGGGCUCCAAUGAGAAUCUAAAUAAAAUGGUUCAUUUCUCAUUUUUUUGGUAACUAAUGGUUUACAUUAUUAUAACAAAGCUUUCAAAAUGUGUUAUCGUAUCUUUCACACAUUUCAUUAAACCCACAAUAAUCUUCUGUUCUUUUAUACAAAAAUAGACUCAGCUGUGCCGUAUAAUUCAGCUGUGCAAUAGAGUAUAUUGAAUAUACAGUAUGUCGCCAUUAGAGCAAAAAAUAAUAAUUCAGCAAGUCGAAAUAAUCCCAAAACUUGUGCAUGAUCAGAUCAGGUCACUUCAUCAGGUCUGUGCAGUUUUUUUUUAUUCACACCAGAUAGCAGGGUAGUCUGUGGAUGCACUGAUGCCUCUUUUUGUAAAGUCACAGCCAUGAUUCAGUGUUCAACAGACAACAAGUACUGCUCUGAACCAAGAAAUAUAACAUGCCUACAUUUAAACUUCAUGUUAGACUGUUAUCGAGUGAAUGUGUUCAUGUUGUCUUCACUUGCUUACAAAAAAAGUGCUCCAAAGUAGGUACCUUCGUUCUUUGCUCUAUGGCGAUGCGUUGCUUUUAUUAAAUCAAUGCUGAACAGCAGUGACUCAGUUUGAAGUUUUGUUAAACUAUAUUAAAAUAUCUUUACUUUUGGUGGAUAUUUAUACAAAUGAAUAAAUAU